Messenger RNA from Eimeria tenella, 1137 nucleotides. RefSeq lists its product as uncharacterized. The annotation marks the transcript as partial. The transcript is spliced from 5 exons. Gene Ontology annotation, molecular function: transcription coregulator activity. The record is from RefSeq and is a predicted model, not a curated record. NCBI's taxonomy places the organism in Eukaryota, Apicomplexa, Conoidasida, Eucoccidiorida, Eimeriidae. Gene Ontology annotation, biological process: regulation of transcription by RNA polymerase II. Gene Ontology annotation, cellular component: nucleus; SWI/SNF complex.
CAGCAGCUGCAGCUGCAGCAGCAGCAGCUGCAGCAGCAGCUAGAGCAGCAGCAGCUGCAGCAGCAAAGUAGGGAUCUAGGAGCAGCAUCAGCAGCUGCUGCUGCUGAUGAUGAUGACGAUGAAGAAGACGAUGAGCUCAUAGGAGACCAGGAUGGGCCUCAUUCUCCAAAGCGCCGUCGAAAGGAGGUGGACGUCUUCAGCCUCGCAGCUUUGCCCGCAGAAAGGCUGCGGAAGGCAGUGCGGCGUUUGCUGCGGGGGGACAGAAGGGCUUUGAAGCAGUUGAAGAAGCUUUCGAAGGAAGCAGCAAGCAGCAGCAGCAGCAGCAGCAGCAGCGGCAGCAGCAGCAGCAGCAGCGGAGACCCCACAGUCCACAGGGCUGCUGCUGCGGCUUACGUCGCCUCCAUUGCAGCUACUCUCCGAAAUUCCCUUUAUCCUCUAGGCGAAAACUCCCCACAGUAUAAAGUGGUCGAAGCAGCAGCUUGGGCAUAUGUGGCUUCCAUCGCGGGCCUUCCUGCGGAGGACCUGGAACAAAUGGGACGUAUGGUCCUGCAGCAGCAGCAGCAGCAGCAACUGCAGCAACUGCAGCAGCAGCAGUGUCUUCAAGGUGUGCAGCCCGCAGCAGCAGCUUCAGCAGCAGCAGAAGGAACCGCAUCUUCCUCAGCAAUUCCUGAGGGGACUUCUUCUUCUUCUGGAAUUCCUGACGAGUGCCAGCUGCUGCAGCAGCAGCAGCUGCUGCUGCAGCAGCAGAUUGAGCAGCAGCAGCAGCUGCUCGACCAGCAGCAACUGCUGCACCAGCAGCUACAACAGCAACAGCAGCAGUUGCUGCAGCAGCAGCAGCAAGAUGCUGGCAGCAACACCGAAAUACCGCUGGGGCUUGAGCAUGAAGCAACAGCGGUUGCUGCACCUGAAGCAGCAGCAGGAGCAGCAGCAGGAGCAGCAGCAGCAGUGGCUUCUGCUGCUGCACCGCCGCAGACGAAGUGUGCAAGCGGGUACUCUCCCUCUGGAGUUCCACGAGAUGCAGCAGCAGCAGCAGCAGCAGGUGCUGCUGCUGCUGCUGCUGCUGCUACUCCUCACCAACAAGAAGCAGGUGCGAUGCAGCUGACAGCAGCAGCUGGCUCGUUGCUGCUGAGCAGCUGA